AAUGGGGGGAUGAGUGCAAGGCCGGUGCGUGUGUGCUCCGGGACUAGGGUUUGCCGUGGUCGUCGUCGUUGUUGUCGUCGACGUGGCUUCUCUCUCUCGUCCACCAUCGCUCUUGCCGGUCCUCUCAGCCCCUGUUUGCCCUUUCGUUACUACUCUUUUCUUUCUCUCCGACACGCCCCUCUUCUCCCGCUUCGUGUGAUACCCCUUUGUCCGUUUUUCCCGCGGAUUGAGUCAUUUUUAGCUUCCUUCUCGAAAGAAUCGUUGGGGGAUCGGAUGUGAAGGUGGGGUUUGCAAGGGGAGGCCUAGUGGGGCGCUUGAAUCUGGGUUGAGUUCAUGAGGAGCCCUUGUGCGGUGAUGUGGGAAGGAGAAGAGGUUCAUUGAGAGCGGGGGAGGGUUUUGAAUUUGUCCAAUUUUGUCUCGAGGUGUGAGGCUUUCCCCCCCCCCCCCCCCCCCCCCGGAUUGUCGAGGCGUUUGCGUUUUCCAGUCAUUGAGGCGAGUUUCCGUGGCUGUGAUAGUGGUGGUUGUUGCGGAUCUCGGCUUUGGGAUUGCGAUUUCGUCGGGCUGGAUUGUUUAUGGCUCAGGGUGACGAUUCUUAUAUGGCAUAAUCUGCUUCAUAUUCUCCGUGCCGAUCCUUGUUGCAGAUCCAUUGGGUGCAGCACUGCGCUUUGUAUGCUCCUGCUCUGUUCUGCUGGUUUUAUCCAACCUCAACACUUCUUUUAGGUUAAAUUUCCUUGAGACCAAGCUCAUAUUUCUCGUUCGGGGAUUUAAAAGUUUUUCUUCUCCCCGUCCUGUCCUAGAAUUGUGAGGUAGAUACUUUCGGAACUUUCUUGUAUUUCCGAUUUCCUGCUCUCACUGAGUUACAUCCGUGAUAGAGGUCGUGUCUCUAUUACAUAUGCACCCACAGCGAUAUUUAUUAUUAUUUAAAUAAAUAAAUAAAUAUUUUUGAUUUUUUUUUGUAAGAGCUAGCUGUCUUAGUUCAUUCGUUAGAACACAGAAGAGAAGAUUCAUCUUUUGUAUUUUUAUCGGAAUUUUCCGAUGAUCGUGUAAGAUUUAAUAUUCUGACGGUCCGCGAUCAUGAUAUCCUUGAUAUGUGAGCUUAAAGCUUCUUUAGAAUACAAGUUUUGAUACGAAGGAAGCAGGUUCCAGUGACCAUGUGAUUUGACUAUGAUUUCACAUGUAUGAGUCAUCUAUGCGGAGCGAAGAAUUUCAUUGCUGGUGCUGUUGAGGAUAUGAACAAGCUAUCGUUCUCUUUGGACCAGAUCCUGGAGACUUCACCUCUUCAAUCUGGAGAUCUUUUCUGUCGCAGCUUGCAGAUAGUUCCACUUGAAAGACUUUCUUCCUGGACGAGGAAAAAAGAACUGGGAGUUACAAGGUUUAGGUUCUAGAUUACUCUGCUAUGGCAGGUUUACUAGGUGGCGCAGAUGCUACAGCGCAAUUAGCCUUAGCGGGCGCCAGCACUGGAAAUGGAAAGCUCGAGGAACCUGAUCACUCAAGCGCUAAUUGGUAUUUCAGUCGGGACGAGAUUGAGAAACAGUCCCCUUCAAGGUUGGAUGGAAUCGACAUUAAGAAAGAGACCUACUUUCGGAAGUCUUACUGCACGUUUUUGCAAGACCUUGGCAUGCGACUGAAAGUACCUCAGGUGACUAUUGCAACAGCCAUUGUGUUUUGCCAUCGGUUUUUCCAUCGUCAAUCGCAUAAGAAGAAUGACAGACACAUGGUCGCAACUAUAUGUAUGUUUCUGGCUGGGAAAGUGGAGGAGACUCCUCGGCCGCUUCGAGAAGUCAUCAUGUUCUCUUACGAAAUUCGGUUCAAAAAGGAUCCUAUUGCUGUGCAGCGAAUCAGACAAAAGGAUGUAUAUGAAGACCAAAAGGAGCUGGUAUUGGGGGGUGAGCGAUUAUUGCUGACCACUUUGGGCUUUGACCUAAAUGUACAUCAUCCAUACAAACCCUUGGUGGCAGCUAUCAAGAAGUUCAAAGUAGCUCAGAAUACAUUGGCGCAGGUUGCUUGGAAUUUUGUAAAUGAUGGUCUUCGCACAUCGUUGUGCCUGCAAUUCAAGCCUCAUCAUAUUGCUGCGGGAGCUAUCUUCUUGGCUGCCAAGUUUUUGAAAGUGAAUCUGCCCAAAGAUGGAGACAAGGUGUGGUGGCAGCAGUUUGAAGUAACCCCUAGACAGUUGGAAGAAGUAAGCAAUCAAAUGCUGGAAUUGUAUGAGCAGAACAAAUCCAAUGGUCCGACAGGCUCCCUUGCCAAUGAUCCAAGCCCCUCAGAAAUGAAUCGUGGCCAUGCUCCUGUAGAAUCCCCUUCUACAAACGGUCAUCAUCAUCAUCAUGAUCAUCAAAGCCCUUUGGCAAAAUCAGAAGUUCAACUAAAAUUGGAUGAAACUUUUAGCCAGCGAGAUGAUGAUUAUGUUGGUGGCAGGAUGGAGUCAUCGUCAUCAUUGUACACUCCUAAUACGGUAAGUGCUUACAGCGACCCUCCUUCCGAUCGACCUUCAGAUGCUAGGCAUAAUGUCAUUCCAGAUACAUCUGGAGUGCCGGCUUUGAACGGGAGAAACAAGCAGGAGACAGUGGUAAAAAAGGAGACUCUGAGAGCAAACAAUGAAUACCGAGAGGAGGCGAAAACCAAUGUUUCUCGAGUUGAGCUGAAUGAUGCCGGAGGACGAAAAGGAAACGAGACUUGGAAUGGAAAGGAGAAGAUCAAAGAGAAGGCAAGCACGGUCUCGAAUCCCGAGAAUGUGGAGUGUUUUACUAAAACAGAAGUGAAGAACAGGAAAAAAGAGUUUGUAAGUUUGGAUGAAGUUAAUAAGGACAAGAUUAAAGCAGCGUUAGAGAAAAGAAGGAAAGCACGGGUAGGGUCCGAGUUGAAACCUCCAGGUGUUAAACAUGAACCAACGAAUGAAGAAGAGCUGCUGGAAAGGGAGCUUGAGAGCGGAGUGGAUGCUGCAGCAGAGGCGGUGAAGUUUGGGAAAGAGAGGAAGGAUAGGAAGCCCUUAAGAGGCGAGCAUGACUUUGGAGGUGGCAAGGAAUAUCAAUCAGGUACCAUAAAGUCUAGGGUGAAAGAGGAGGGGGAGGUGAAGGGUACUAAGGUUGAGCAUGAUGUGAUUAAUUUGAAAGAACGAGUGGCCGAGGGUGAUUUUGCUGCUUCAAACAGGAAGAAAAUUGUGAAGGAGAAGGAAUCAUAUGCACACGAAAGGAAGCAGGGAAAGUCACUGGAACGUAAUGACCAUAUGGAUGUAGAUAGGGACAACCGGGCGCAAAGGGAUCGUUCUCCUGAGAGGGUAGAAGAGGGUGAAGUGCCGAGCACAAGCAGUACUAUUAGGUCUCCACCACGAUCAGCAGAGAAGAGGUCCCUCUCUGACCGUAGCUUGAGUCCUGGGGCUCAAAAACGACACCAUGGAAGUCGUGAACAGUAUGGGAAUCGAAAGGAUGGCUACAAGGACGGAAGGCACUUUCCCCAUAACCGGGACCACUACUAUCACCAUUCACAUCACAGCAGGUACGAUCAACAUCGUCCAGAUGGUGAGAGGGAACGUCACCGGGGUGAUCACAAAGAUAGGGACUGGUCUGACCGAGAUCACAAGAAGGUUCGUCACGAUUCAGGACAUGUUUUCAGUGGAUAUCAAUUUUCUCUCCGAAGUUGCCAAUUUCUUUUGAAGGAGCAUUGCCAACUUUUAUGACCCUAAAGACGUAUUGGAAAAUAUUAAUGGCUCGAGUAGAUUUUUGUCUUCGAACUCUGGAUACUAGACGAUUCCACCUUUUUAUCAUGUGUUCCUAGUCUUAAUUUGGAGCAUUUUCGCAGAUGUUCGGAAAGCGUCCAAAUAAAUACUCACCAUGGCCAUUAACUUCAAGUUUAUGUGUCUCUUGGUUAUAAGCAAUAACAUAUUUCAAAUCAAUUGCACAUUCUGCAAAAGUUCUCUGAA
This is a messenger RNA of Physcomitrium patens, 3916 nucleotides long. NCBI's taxonomy places the organism in Eukaryota, Viridiplantae, Streptophyta, Bryopsida, Funariales, Funariaceae. The record is from RefSeq and is a predicted model, not a curated record.